Mya arenaria is the source of this 2962-nucleotide messenger RNA. RefSeq names its product E3 ubiquitin-protein ligase XIAP-like. Gene Ontology annotation, cellular component: spindle microtubule; nucleus; cytoplasm. NCBI's taxonomy places the organism in Eukaryota, Metazoa, Mollusca, Bivalvia, Myida, Myidae. The transcript is spliced from 16 exons. The record is from RefSeq and is a predicted model, not a curated record. Bases 187 to 2481 code for a protein of 764 amino acids. Gene Ontology annotation, biological process: regulation of cell cycle.
UAAUAGAACUUCCUGUAUGAAUCAUUUACUGCGUCAUAGGUUUAAAUAAAUACGAACGCUUAUUUAUUAAAAAGCAAAACAAUACGUUUUAAACAGUAUAAAACGUUUUAAACGAAUAGACUAUUGGACUCUUACGUUUAUUGAAAGAUUUUGUAGAGAGGGAAACCAUAGCUGAAUUUCUUUAAGAUGGAUACCUGUUCCUCUCAACAAUCCGUUGCGUCAAACUGUUUAUAUUCAUUCUUCUAUGGCUCUAUCAUACGGACUAUUGAACAGCUCGCGAAAACAGAUGUAGAAUACGCGCAUAGGAAUCAUAAGUUGCAGGGCACAAAACCAGGUGGAUGUAAUGGUAUUUUGUACAAAGCGCAAGAUGCAAGAACUAUCAGAGUUGUAGGAGAAUUUCCAACAAACGACUCUAUGAGGAGAAUUCAGACCAUCACAAGCUUGUUAAAGAUUUUAAAUGAAAUUGAAUCUUUCGAUGGAAUUUACAUGAAAAGGGACGGGAUAUACUUAGUAUUCCAUUCCUCAAAGGAAUAUCAAAAGGAAUCAGCUGGAUACAGCGGUGUCCCUCUGGAAAUCGCCUGCCGUUUCUAUUCUACUCUUUCCGUAUUUGUUCCUAGUAGCGGUACAAAGUGUUGUAUCAAAAACCAAACUUCAAUGUUUCUUUUUGAACGGCUAGAUGACUCUUUGAAUGCAAGUAAAGACAACAAGAAGUUUUUUGAAGCAAUGUAUGGGUUUUUGAUAAACAUUAGUGAACCUUUGAAAGACAUACAAACUCUUGUAAAUCUGAUUAUUAGUGAAGCUAAUAUAGUAUCAUUGGCAAGACAUCAACGAGCUGAAACUGUAAGCAUUCACGGAACGCAAUUGAUUGAUAGGAACGAAAUACGGACGAGGGUUUUAACUGCAGCCCCAGUACACAGGGAGAUUCACAAUAACCCUGUUACAAGAAGCAAUGAAGACACAGGGAACAAUCAGACACAUAACGACCAGCAGCCUUUUAACAGUAGUUUGUCAACUUCGCAGGAUGAUCUUUCUAUUCGUUAUCCUCCUAAUCUGUAUCAUGCACUACCAUCAGGAUCGUUAGAUAAUAGAGCUACGACCGAUGGAGGAACAAACAGUUUUAAUAUGAACAGUUAUCGUCCGAACGAGACAUCGCUGGCAACUGAGUACCAACCUUCAAUUAUUGCACAAGCAACGCCGGACGACAGCGAAGUAAUGUUUCAAAGAAGUCUUCAUUCAGUAAGCAGUACAGAUGAUCGUUCAUCAACGGAACAGAUACGACAUAAUAUGUCAAGUGUCAGCGAACAACAUAAGGUAUUCGAUCGACAUUCAGCUGGCAGAAUACCGCAGACUUCACCUCGACCGAGAGCCCGAUAUCCAGCAUACGGGGACAAUAUGACACGUCUCGGAAGCUAUUCGUCGUGGGGGAGGCAGCUACCGACCCCGUUUGCCUUAACAUCGGCUGGAUUCUUCUUCACAGGUGAAGACGACUUGGUAAGAUGUUACGAAUGCGGAAUCGGGCUAAAAGAUUUCAGUGAGGGAGACGACCCCUUGCGGGAACAUGCUCAACACGCACCUAGGUGUCGAUUCAUUGCUGACUAUUUCGGAAGCCAGGCCAAUAUAGACGCUUACACUAGGCGAAUGGAAGACCCAGACGAGAUACGAAGAAGGGGAUUAACUCGGUUUCUAAAUGCAAAAGGUACUUCUGUGACACGGUAUAAAGCUAGGAGCGAGAGCUUCCGGUCAUUUGAUUCAAGACUUUCAUCGUACAGAACAUGGCCUACGACUACUGUUCAAAGGCCAUUUCAGCUAGCAGAGGCGGGCCUGUAUUACACGGGCCGAGAAGACCACGUUCGUUGUUUUGCUUGUGAUGGCGGUUUGCGGAGAUGGGAUCCGGAAGAUGACCCAUGGAUCGAGCACUGUAAAUGGUUUCCGGCAUGUCCGUUCGCGCGGGAGGAAAAGGGGGACGAAUACAUUGCUCUAGUUCAAGCUACCAUAGACAACGAUUUAACAUAUAGCGAACCAAAUGGUUGCAGUGAACAAACAAGUACCUUACAGUCCAAUACUGACCUAGUUGCAGGAAUAGGGAAUUUGGCAAUCGAUAGUACAGAUAUUGAAGAGCUUAGAAAAACAUGCACUGUGGAUAUGGGGUUUUCUAAGACAGACUUUGACAAGGCGAUCUCUGACUUAGCUGGAAGAGGAAACUCGCGUCCGACCAUCGAAGACGUAAUUUCUGCAUUUGAGGUCCUUGGUCAGCGACAGGAAAACUAUACGGCAAAUCAAAGAAAAGAAAAUUUACUUGAAGAAAACCAGCGUCUUCGCAGCAUGCUGCUGUGUUUUAUCUGCCAAAGAAACCAAGUGAACGCCUUAUACCUUCCGUGCACAGACCAUCGAUUGUGUAUGGAUUGUGCCAGAGAAUAUUCCACAACAUGCCCUGUGUGCCAAAGACCCGUCAAAGAUAUAAUUAAAACCUUUAUGAGUUAAGGAGAAAACGUGUGCCAUAUACAUGUUUGCUGAGGUCAAUCGGAGACGGACUUGGCUAGCCAACGAUCAUCCAACCAGUAUAUGGAUCGUAUGACCAAACACUAGACGCAACUGACUACACGGGAAGUGGACCUAAGGGUGAACAGUAAUAAGGGAAAUGGGCGUAUAGCGCAUGAAGUAAAAAACAAAGUGGACAUACUUAUAAAGGUAUUGAUUGAAGUGACAUAAAGUACGGUUUUUAAUGAGCAAUGUGGGGAAAGAAAGCCUCAAAAGAGAAAAGGAGAGUACAUUGAGCGUACAAAACGGGAACUAAUACGAAAACGUGGGAGGAGAUGAUUCUGACAUCGAAUCCGAAGUUUCCUGUAAAAGGCAUUUCUGGUGGAUGCAGUGUUGAGUAACCUUAUUACAGGAUUCGGAUUCACGAGAGAAAUACGAACUGUCUGACUGCGAACUACCAUUUUAGUGCCUGAUAUCAAACAAG